Molecule: messenger RNA, 1391 nt
Organism: Lactuca sativa (garden lettuce)
Lineage: Eukaryota; Viridiplantae; Streptophyta; Magnoliopsida; Asterales; Asteraceae
Source: RefSeq, a predicted model, not a curated record
UGUAUCCUUCUUCAUUGAAACAUUUCAUCAAGCAGGUCACAUGCAUAGGGUUCGCAAAGUGGUGCCUUUUUAUGGCUUUUGUUCACUCACUUCCAUUCAUGUAACUGCCAGUUUGAAGCCCCUUUUUUUAUUUCUUCAACUCCAUUACAACUGCCAAGAAAACCCAUCUGGCAUAUCGUAUAUAUUCCAUAAUAGUUCCAUAUUCUGAUUAUCUCUAAAACUUCUCUCCCAAAGUUGCUCAUCGGAGUUGAAAACACUCAAAAAACUAGAGCAUACCCAAGAAGACAUGCAAGACCCAAUUGGAAUCCCAGCUUGUUUUUCCGCCGGAGACAAGACGGAAGAUUCUGCAACAGUCACGAAAACCGGCCAGAGCGUUUUCAUGUCCGUUUACAAGACCAACAUCGCCGAUCAGUGUCGUCUGAUUACUGUCACUUGGUGCAAAAACCUGCUGCUUCACGGCUUAUCAGUGUCCGUUGAUGGACCGGAAACGGAGUACACAUGCAAAGUCGAACUAAAGCCAUGGAACUUCUGGAGAAAACAAGGGUCUAAAAGCUUUGUAGUCGAUGGUAAGCCUCUCGACAUUUUCUGGGACCUCAAAGCUGCCAAGUUUCACGGCGAAACAGAACCAAUCUCGGAGUAUUACGUCGCGGUGGUUUCCGGCGAAGAGGUGGUGCUUGUUCUUGGGGAUAUGAGGAAAGAUGCUUAUAGAAAAACAGGUUGCAGGCCUGCUUUAAUCGAUCCCAUUUUAGUUUCGAGACGAGAACAUGUUUUUGGGAAGAAAAAGUUCCACACACGAGUUAAAUUCGAUGAAAAAGGAGGAUUUCACGAGAUUUCAAUCGAAUGCAAGAACAGAAAUAAUGGAAAUGGGGAUGAUGAUUCAGAAAUGGAGAUAAAAAUCGAUGGUGACUUGAUGGUUCAUGUGAAGCAUCUUCAAUGGAAAUUUAGAGGUAAUGAAUCGAUUCUUUUCAAGAAAGUAAAGAUCGAAGUUUAUUGGGAUGUUCAUGAUUGGCUUUUUAGUCCUGGUUUAAGGCAUGCAUUGUUCAUCAUAAAACCGUCGUCUCCGGCAACAUCACCCCCACCACCGCCGCCGACUUCACCUUCUCCGGCAGGGAUUUGUGGUUCAGUUGAAGGGUUUAAUCCAAUUUGUUCGUACGAGUUUUGCCUCUUUCUCUAUGCUUGGAAGGUCGACUCAUACAAAGUAUUUUAAAUUUUGAGGUGCUUCUUUUUAAUUACAAUUGAAAUAUAAAGUAAUUUGUGUUAUUUUGUUUUUGGCAUUGUAUUUUCAUAUAUAUUUUACAUUUGUUUUUUUAUUUAAGGGAUGAACUAUAUAGUGUAUUAUUUGUACUCUUGUAAAUGGAAAAUUAUACAAUAAAACUAACAUACUUUUGGUA